Messenger RNA from Callorhinchus milii (elephant shark), 1626 nucleotides. Its product is annotated as zinc finger protein 664-like. The record is from RefSeq and is a predicted model, not a curated record. The coding region runs from base 121 to 1554 and encodes 477 amino acids. Gene Ontology annotation, biological process: regulation of transcription by RNA polymerase II. Lineage: Eukaryota; Metazoa; Chordata; Chondrichthyes; Chimaeriformes; Callorhinchidae. Gene Ontology annotation, molecular function: DNA-binding transcription factor activity; RNA polymerase II cis-regulatory region sequence-specific DNA binding. The transcript has 4 exons.
CGGCACGUGAUUGACAUCUCGGUUGACCAUUGGGAAGCUCUGACGUUGGGGGCGGGAGCUGAACAGGACCAAUGAGGAGCGAGUGGGCGGAGACAGAGUGACGGUUGGAGAAACACAAACAUGGCCGAGUCACUGAGAUCCAGAGUCACCGAUCAGAGCAAAAAGGAGAGCUCACCCAUCCCGUCAGGAUCAGCUGAGGAUGGAGGUGACUCCAAAAGAGUCGUGACUGAAGCAACAGGUUCAGCAAAUGAAGAGAGCGUUCUGGGCAAAAGAGGAGGAUUCUCAGUUGGUGAAAAUAAACAUCUCAAAAUAUCUAAGAAAGGAGGCCGAACCGGAAAGAUUUUGAGCUCAAAACACAACCAAGCGAGUGGAGGAGAGGCCGAGAGCAGCAGAUACUGUUUGAGAAAGAAGGAGAAAAGAAAUUGCACUGACGAAAGGGAUCUUCCUGAGGAUGACUACCUGUCUCCCAAAGUGGAUGAUCCUGAGUCUCACUCUCGCCCUCAUUGCAACGUUGUGUUUACUCAUACCGAGUUCUGUCAGAAAGACAGCAGAAGACAUCCCGAGCUCCGUCGAGACACAUCAACACAAUCUGCCUGUAGCGAAAAUGUUUCUUCACCGCAGAGAGAGUGUCAGGGAUCUAUCACGUAUACUGUUGCAGAAAAGGGGUUUAUGCAGAGUCACCAGCGAUCGAUCUCAGGAGAGAGACCGUAUAAAUGUGCCGAAUGCGAAAAGAGUUUCACAUCAUCAAAGAACUUCCGCAUUCACCAACGGUCACACACGGGAGAGAAACCGUAUAAAUGUGCUGAUUGUGGAAAAAGUUUCACAACAUCAAGCAACCUCUACGUUCACCAUCGAUUACACACAGGAGAGAAACCGUAUAAAUGUGCUGGAUGUGGAAAGAGUUUCACACAGUCAGGUGCCCUCCUAAGACACAAGCAAUCACACACGGGAGAGAGACCGUAUAAAUGUAGUGAAUGUGCGAAGAAUUUUACAACAUCAGGGGAGCUUAAGGUUCACUAUCGAUUACACACAGGAGAGAGACCCUAUAAGUGUGCAGAAUGUGGGCAGACGUUCACACACUCGGGUGCCCUCCAAAUUCACCAGCGAUUACACACAGGAGAGAGACCGUAUAAAUGUGGCGAAUGUGGUAAGAGUUUUACACAGUCGGGGAACCUCAAGUUACACCAUCGAUCACAUACAGGAGAGAGACCGUAUAAUUGUGCUGAAUGUGGAAAAAGUUUCUCACUGUCAGGGGACCUCAAGGUACACCAACGAUCACACACAGGAGAGAAACCGUUUGAAUGUGCUGAAUGUGGGAAGGGUUUCACGUCAUCAAGGAAUCUCCAGAUACACCAGCGAUCACACACCGGAGAGAGACCGUAUAAAUGUCCUGAAUGUGGGAAGAGUUUCACAACAUCAGGAAAUCUUCAGGUACACCAGCGAUCACACACAUAUGGAGAGAGACCAUACAAGUGUACUGAAUGUGGAAGGAGUUUCACUAUGAAACAGUACCUCCAAACACACCAGAAAGGGCAUAGAGGAGAGACUGUAUAAAUGUCUUGAAUGUGGGAAUAAUUUUGCUGAUUCCAAGCAGAAGAAUGAUCACAAAUGCUCUGAAAGAUGUCA